This is a messenger RNA of Trypanosoma brucei brucei TREU927, 402 nucleotides long. RefSeq lists its product as hypothetical. The transcript has a single exon. The coding region runs from base 1 to 402 and encodes 133 amino acids. The record is from RefSeq and is a predicted model, not a curated record. NCBI's taxonomy places the organism in Eukaryota, Euglenozoa, Kinetoplastea, Trypanosomatida, Trypanosomatidae.
AUGGGUUUCACCACUUGUGCGAUAAUUCCCAUAGCGAGCAGCAUUUUGAGUGUUGCUUAUUUUUCAUUUCCCAACCCGCUAGCGUCCGCACAACUUUUGAUAGUGCUUUUCGAAUCUUGCUCGAGAAACAGAUCUGUCGUCACCCUGUUCGGAGCCCUCGUGCACGCGGGCUCCGAUGCGAACGCUAAGAAAUGUGCGGAUGCAUCUCGACGCGUUGAUAAUUGCAACUUGUUUCCUUUUGGGUUUGCUGCCGCAAGCUGGGGAGCUGCUGCACUACCUAACGAAUUCUGUGGAUCCCUGUUUGGAAGUCAUCUUAACAGCGGGUUUAAGCGCCAAACAUCUCACUACAUUGCAUGCGCCGUUAAGCCCCCAAUCUCGAGGAAAAACUGCGGCGACAACUAA